Hypanus sabinus (Atlantic stingray) is the source of this 4021-nucleotide messenger RNA. RefSeq names its product family with sequence similarity 110 member B (gene fam110b). The coding region runs from base 895 to 2007 and encodes 370 amino acids. The record is from RefSeq and is a predicted model, not a curated record. The transcript has 5 exons. NCBI's taxonomy places the organism in Eukaryota, Metazoa, Chordata, Chondrichthyes, Myliobatiformes, Dasyatidae.
AGCAAAUAUAAAAUGCACAGGGAAACGAAUAAAUAUGGUCGCCGUAUUUUGUGUAUUUUUAGAGCCACAGAGAAUUCACACUUUCUGUUGUUUUGACGCCCACUGCCUUUUGAGUCUCAGUCUUUUCAGUAAAUUAUCACCCACUGCAGUACGCCUCCAAUUUUCGUUGAUAAAGGGGGGAAAAACAUUUUCUCCUUUGACUUCGGCGACUGAACCAUUAAAUAAGGGGUAUGAAUCGCUGUGCAAAUUCAGCUCGUUAAAUUCUUGGAGAUUCGUUGGAAGAAUAAUUUUGGGGUUUCAUCGACUGCAGCAAUAUAUUCAAGGUGAAGUGCCCCUACCCAUCACGUCUUCGUCACUGUGGUUAUGGCCGAGAUCUUCGUCAGGACUCUGCCUAAAAGUAUUGGUGCGAAACGUCAACUAUUCAUUCCUUUCAAUAGUUGCUGCCAAAUCUGCUGAGUUUCUUCAUCAUUUUGUGUGUGUUGCUGUGGAUUUCCAGCAUCUGCAGAAUCUCUUAUGUUUAGGUUGACUGGGAAGAGCUGGGAAAUGAGACUGGCUUCUCUUACAAGGAGUUGAGAUGAAGUCCUAAAGGAAUUAUCACUGGCUGGAGUUGUGUAUAAAAGAACAGACAAGUCUCCCACGUCUCUCAGUCAGCUUAAAAAAUAGAAUCAGCAGAGCAGAUUAAUACAGACUUGAGUCUAGUGGCCCUUUGUACAAAGACUGGCUUUAAAGAGAACAUACUGUUAUUUAAUGAGCUAUAAGAUGAGGCCCCACUGGUGAUCCUUGCAGCAAAAGACGUCCUCUCUCCAGUCUGCUUGAUGUACACGAUUCAACACGGUGCAUUUGGAGUUGCUGAACUCGGAUUCCAAGACGGCUGCUGGAGAAAGGCCAUCGAACAUGCCUACGGAAAUGCUACAAGCAGAUAGCAUGGUCAAACCUGUUGGUUCGACAACCACGUUCACUUCAGCGGUUCCUCUUCGUAUCCUGAACAAAGGGCCUGACUAUUUCCGAAGGCAGGCAGAGCCCAACCCCAAAAGACUUAGUGCUGUCGAGCGGCUCGAAGCUGACAAAGCAAAAUACGUGAAGAGUCAAGAAGUCAUCAAUGCCAAGCAGGAGCCCGUGAAACCAGCUGUGCUGGCAAAGCCUCCCGUCUGCCCAGCAGUCAGGCGGGCGGCUGGUACCCCUUUGCAGAAGCUGUCUAAUAAUCACAAGGUGGACAGCAGUGCUAAAAGAGAGAACAUAAACCUGGAAAUCCUGAAAAACAUAAUUAAUAGUUCAGAAAGUUCUACCUCUGGCUCAGUACAUAAACACAGCACACGGAACUGGCCCCAGCAUAGACCUGCCUCCACAGAAAUUAGUCGGCGCACGUUCACAGAAUCCAUUCGCGUGUACAGUAAUCAAAGCCAGGGUAGCCCACAAGGAGGCAAUCUGAAUGUAACCAAAAGAUUGUUUGAAGACCAAGUUAGUGAUUCAGCCCUGCAUAUUUCUCGCAGUUCCGCUGAUGUGAGAAGAGUGGUGGAAGGGAGGCCGCUAAAGCCAAUACCCAGUAGCAGUUCUGCCCCUCCUGUUCUACCCAAACCUAAUAUUUCAACCUGUAAUGUGCCCAAGUCGCCGCCACAGCCCACCCCGGACUUGACAACCAACCCUGGCAGAAGGCCUUCACUCCACCGCUCCAAGUCUGACCUCAGCGAUCGAUAUGCUCGUGCCAAUGCAGACGUGGAGCGAUUCUUUAACUACUGUGGACUGGAUCCUGAAGAACUUGAAAACAUUGGAAUGGAGAAUUUCACAAGGGCAAAUUCGGACAUAAUCUCUCUGAACUUUCGCAGUGCAAGCAUGAUCAGCUCGGACUGUGAGCAGUCGCGACGAAGCAACGAUGACCUGACGGAUGAUGAAGAAACAAAUGACCGUGUUCCUUAUGGUAUUUCAGCAGUGGAAAGGAAUGCAAGAGUAAUUAAAUGGUUAUAUAGUUGCAAACAAGCUAAGGAAUCGCAGAAAAUAUCUCAUGUUUAAAGAAAGGACACAAGUUAUGAUGAUUCAAUUUUUUUUUAUUUUUAUUUUGUCUGUGAAUCUUUUUAGUUGUGAAGUCUACUGGAACAUUUGCAAAUUUCAGUUCCACUGUGAUGUUAGUUGUGUAUGUUCUCAUUGCAUGCUUAUCGAUCUAAACUCAGAAGUGGCCUCUAUUUCAAAACAUGUGAAGACAUGGAGAUGGAUGUUUCAACUCUAUUAGAUAUGUAACUAUAUAUGUGUCAGCCGGCCAGCACGAGGUACUAUGUGUACAUUUCAAACAAUUAUAUGAGAACAAAUGGCCUUGUUGCAGAUUUUUCUAUUCAUAAAUGUAAUCUGGGUAGUAAAGAUCAUUCUGUCUGAAACAUUGCAAUGACAGUCACAUUUAACUCGCCUCAAUCUGGAAAUGCAUGUUACAGCCCAUGUAACCUCCAAUGGUAGCUACUAGUCUAUAAGGCUGUCCAGUUUAAUGCAACGGCAUGGUACAGCUCUAACAAUCCAUGUCUUCCAGAGCUGCUUCAACUGCCCUUCUAAUUGUCUGCUGUAAUGUGCUGAGAAGUGAAAAAGUACAGCGGGUGACCUCGUUAACUAGUUCAUUGUUGCUUUUCAAUAUACUGCUGUGCUGCACUUCAUUUCAUAAAGAGACUGGUGUCUCAACUGUUGGGGAACCAGGUUUUUUUUGUAUUAAAAAUGCUGUAAAGGUUUGUAUAUACUUCAAAGCUGUUAUCAGAUCUGUAAAGAAGAGACUGCUAUAAUAAUAAAUAGUUUCCAGUUCAUUCAUCAUUUUUCUCGAUUUUAGCUUUCUUCCCCCCCCCCCAUUCUUUGUUUUAGCUUUGAUGUGAUCAUUUCAAAACAAAGUUUACAAGUUGUGACUUUUGCUGUUCUUUUCCUCAAUGAAUGAUUUAACAUAUACAGGCAAAUGUGCAAUGACAGCCGUUGUUACUUGGCAAAAUGUCACAUGACCCUAGGAUCAUAUUCUGCUCUUUGUAGUCAUACCUGCCACCAUAGUAAUAUCUCUUUAAAGACUAUUCUAAGGUUCAGUUGAGUUGUAGCCUUUUAAAUCUUUUAGCAUUGUCCUAUUAACCAGAAAAUCUUGAUGCCAAUUUGCAGCUGUUCUCUCAUCAUUCAGGCUGUGAAGGCAUGGGGUAGCAACCUUUACCCCUUUUGCUAUAUUUUUGGAAAUUCUACCUUUAAAUUUUUUUUUUAAUUUAAAGGCUUUCACAAAUCCUGUGCAUGGGGUUAUCUCCCCUGCAUGUUGCUAAGCUCACAAAUAAAAAAGAUGAUGCUGCACAAAGACUUGAUUUCUCAUUAGAGCUAUAGUAAUUUACAGAAAGAGCAGUGAAAUGAUUAUGAAUGAAGCAUCAUGGGAAUGAAGGCAGCACUUGUCUUGUAGUAAUGUCGAAGUUAAACAGUGAAUACUAGAAAUCUAAAGUUAAAACCAAAAUUGCAGGCCUUAUCCAAAUGAUGUUUAGCCAGUGUUUAAUAGUGAAAGAUGGUAAACUUCUCUGGAAAAACUGGUAAAUGAUCUCAACAUGAAGCAUUCAAUUUAUAUUUUUAGAUACUAUUCAGUUGGGAGCCUUUGGCAGUUUCUACAGAGACAGUAACCUUACUUUCAUUUUCAGAUGCUGACUGGAUGCCCAGUGUGCAUUUUUUGUUUUUUUUAAUGUAGUAUUUUCAUUGUGCUAUUGUUCAAAUAAGUCUGUAUUGUUAGAUUUGCCAGUUUGUUAUCUUUCGUUCGUAAACCUUGUAACUUUUUGGCUUUUGUAUUUGUCAUAAAAUAUAAUCAAAUCUUUCCACUUGAAACUUGUAAAGCAAAAAUUAAUGACCAUUUACCUGUGCACUCUUUUUUCUGGCUCUGUAUUGUAAUCUCUUUUUCUAAGCACAAUUAAGUUUGCAGAAUUUGGGACUGGUACUACUGACCACAUCUCAACUGGAAAAACAAAUUAAUGGCUAACAAUUGUAAGCUUGGUGCUUUCUUUUUACUAGCUUUUUAAUAAUAAAACGUGAUUGUGUUUCUGCA